Molecule: messenger RNA, 3243 nt
Organism: Adineta ricciae
Lineage: Eukaryota; Metazoa; Rotifera; Eurotatoria; Adinetida; Adinetidae
Source: the annotation of a GenBank genome assembly
AUGGAAAGUGACGAUAUGAAUGAUACAUCUUCUCCCUCAUCCCAGCCAUUUUUCGUUCACGGUGGAUUUCCUUUUGUAUUUCUUCCGAGUACACUCGCAGGAGGUUUCAAUUUUGCUAAUCAUCAUACGCAUGUUUCUUCGGCCAAUGAUCAAUCAACAUCUGAAUCGAAAAAGAAAGCAGAGAACAAUGAUGACGAUGACGACGAUGAAGAAGAAGAAGAAGAAGAAGAACGAACAGAAACUAUUGACGAUGAUGAAGGAGAUCGAAAAGAUGAGAACGACGAAAGCUCAGAUGAAAAAAGUAAUCUUCGCAUUAGUCAACCAAAAUAUAGUCAAUUAUUAAAAGAACUUGAUUUUAGUCAAGCAAGAAUGGUUGAUGUGACAAAUCUUCUAACAAAUGAACUUGAUCAGCCAGAUAGUCAGUCGACUCACAAUGACAACGACAAUGACAAUAAACGACAAACGACUGAUGACGAAAAGUAUCAAAGUCUCUCGUCUGCACGUUCAACACCAUCUCAGGAUGAGCUUUCGAACGCUCCUACCAUCGAUAACAAUGACAAAACCAAAGAAGAUACUCGACUACUCGACGCUGUUCAUGAGAUUGAAAACGAUUUGAAUAAUUUAGCUACGAUUAUUCAAGAAGCAGCAACUGAUAAGAGUCCGAGUGGCGAAGAAGAAGGAGAAGGCAAAGAGGAGAAAUUCACUUCUCAGAAAAAAGCAACAUUCGAUGAAGAAGACGAUACAAGUAAACAAGCGACACAAGAUUAUGAUCUUCACGAAAACGAACAAGAGAACAUCGUCUCAUCGCCGAAAUCUAACAAAGUUCAACAUAUCGUCAAUCAACGUACUUUUGAUCUCACUGAUGAAAACAAACAAACGAUUUCUCAGUUAACUAAACAUGUCGAACCGCAAAAGCCGUCAACAAAUCAGCAGGAUGGAAAAGAGCAAGAACAAGAACAACCACAAUCGUCUCCAGUCACUUGGGAAAACUUACUAUUCGGUACACGAAUAACUGAACAAAUAUCAAAUGAAGGUGCUCCAUCUGAACUUGUUAUUGAAUCCCAUUCCACACCUAAACGAACUCCACAACAGCAACCCAGACCUGCUGUUUCAUCUGAUGAAAAAUCCAAACCACGAACUAGUUCGUUCACUAAACAGAAAUUACCUUCUCGUCCACGUCAAGUAAUCUCAUCAUCCAAUUCAUCAUCCGAUACAGACUCGAUUGUCGAGUAUGCUUUACAUCGAUCGAAAGAAAAACAUUCCGCAUCAUUCCAAAACAAACAGCACAAAGUUCCAUUAAUUCCGUCACAAACUUUAAGACAAGACAGUCAAGCAACGUUGAUCGAUGAAAAUCUCGAUGAGUUAAGUAUUCAAUUGAGACACGUUCUUCACGAUCAAGAACGUUACCCAUCGAAUGAUACAGGAAAAGAUGAACGAACACCCGAUGAUCUCGGCGCAUUUUCAUUUCCAUUAUCACCACCUGAUAUUCUUUCGACUGCGAUUAUCGAUGAUGAAUUACUGAAUCGACAAAAUGAGAGUUUGCUUCGGAACUUGUCAAAUCAACGGCAGAGUCAUAGCCAACAUCGUAGUCGUCAUUCAACCUACGUUCCACAACGUUCAAGCUCUCACCGGAAAAAGAAUAAUCAUCAGCAUCAGCAGCAACAAAAAUAUUCCACGUCACAUCAUAUUGAUCAAGCCGAAGAAAUCAAUACACGAAAUGCGGAUGACGAUUGGUUAACCAUGUUAGACAGACUUGAACGCGAACAUCAAGUACGUAUUGAACAGCAAAGAAAACAGUACGAGGAUUAUAUGCACACGCUCGAGGACAAAAUGAAACGACGCUACGAUGAUAUUACUCUGUUAACACAUGGUUCACAAGAAUCAAGAUCAGAAGAUUAUGAUAACAUGGCACAUACUAAGCGUGUUCCAACAUCAGUACCAACUGAUUUAAAUGUUGGAAAACACUACAGUCAUACUUAUCGGCCAAUAGCUACAGAUCUUGUUUCUCAUUAUUAUCCAGCAGAUUCAACACUCAAUGUUCUUUCGUCCGACACGAAACGAACAGUCAUCACUGAUUAUGUUCCAUCAUCACAACCCAGAGAUGAUACUUUCAACUUUCGUUCGGAUUUACCAUUCCGACAUAGCAAACAUAUUGAUGACAUAAAACUACGUCACGAAUACGAAAUAAAUGAUCUUCGAAGUCAAUUGAAUCGAUCACGAUUGAGUGGUCAUACAUCAAGUGUUGUUCGGCAAUCGAUGAGCACCAUUGAACGUAUCAAUAGUGAAAAUAUUCGUUUGCGCGAUGAAUUGAACGGUGCACGGCACUCAUUGAAGGUCUCGGAUGACGAAAAUGUUGCAUUAAAACGACAAUUAGAUGAAUUACGCGAACAAAUCAAUCACAAAGAUUUGGAUUUGAAAACACAUUAUCGCACAAUUGCCAAUCUCGAGCGGCAAUUAAACGAAUCGGAAAAUAUAAAGGAACGACAGAAUGAAAAGUUACGCCAUGCUGAUAGACAAGCAUCACUGUAUCGAGAUGAAAAUGAGAAACUCAAGAUUGACCUAAAUCGCACACGAGAGCGUCUUCUUCGAUUAGAAGAACGUUCUCGCGAACAGGAAAACGAAAAUGAAACGCUCCGACGACAACUAUUUCUGUUAGAAAGUGAUAAUAAUCGAAUUAAAAAUCGAUUACCUGACGAUCACAAGUUGAGCGUUGCUAAACCUAUUACCAUCUCUCCAUCACAAGAUUAUCAACAUUUCACAGUGACAAACACAACAAAACACGCAUCAUCGACAAUGAGUACACCAAGAGAUGGAAUCAUUGAUUCCACAAGAUACCAAUCAACGGACAAAGGAACUUCAUAUCAUUCACCUCGACCCUUAUCACGAAUCGCUGAUUACUUAGCUGAGAAGUGUCUCCCUUCUCAAUUGCAUGUUUCACCUUCAAGACAUGUUUAUUCGCCGAAAAAAUCAUCACCAACUCGUCGUCGAACGGAAUCCGUACCUCGAAGAGAUUCAUUCGAUCGACAGACAAGACAAACCGAACAAUUAGAACAAAAAUUCGAUCAUUUAUUGAAGAAGAAACGUGAUUUAGAAGCACGACUUCAUCGCAUUCCUUCUCGAGGUUUAACUAGUACUGAUCAUCAACUAUAUGAUGUUCUCGAACGAGAAAUCGAACGUGUCGAUCAACAGAUCAUGACUGUUAAACUCGAUCUUCGCAAAUCCAACACUCUACGAACAUAUUAA